Molecule: messenger RNA, 1185 nt
Organism: Botrytis sinoallii
Lineage: Eukaryota; Fungi; Ascomycota; Leotiomycetes; Helotiales; Sclerotiniaceae
Exons: 5
Coding region: 1-1185 (394 amino acids)
Biological process (GO): pectin catabolic process
Cellular component (GO): extracellular region
Molecular function (GO): polygalacturonase activity
Source: RefSeq, a predicted model, not a curated record
AUGUCGGAUCUCAAAUUUUUCUAUAACCAGCAUACACUCCAACCAACACACUCACUAACUUCACUGAAAAUGAUCUAUCCCACAAGCCUCAUCGCUUUAUUGGCCAGCACGGCUUUCGUGUCUGCAGCUCCAGGUUCCUCCCUGGAGGUUCUUGAAAAGCGUGAUGCUUGCACAUUCACCACCGCCGACGCUGUCAAAUCUGGGAAGCUUGCUUGCAAGACUAUCAUCUUGGAUAAUAUUCACGUUCCAGGUGCCACCACUCUUGACUUGACUGGCCUCAACACCGGUACACAAGUUAUAUUUCAAGGAACCACUGGCUUCGACCAUGCUCUGUGGGCAGGUCCUCUUAUAUCCAUCUCCGGAGAAAAUAUCGUAGUCACCGGUGCGAAAGGAAACGUGCUUGACGGAAACGGUACAAAAUGGUGGGACGGACUUGGUUCUAACACUAAGUCCGUGACGAAGCCUAAGUUCUUCGCUGCUCACUCAUUGACUGGAUCUUCCAGUAUUACCGGUCUAAACUUCCUCAAUGCACCUGUCCAGUGCAUUUCAAUUGAUUCAUCUGUUGGAUUGUCACUUAUCGGUAUCACUAUUGAUAACUCUGCUGGAGACGCUGGUAAUCUUGGUCACAAUACCGAUGGUUUUGACAUCGGUAACAGUCAAAACAUUUUUAUCUCCGGAGCAAUCGUCCAGAACCAAGAUGACUGCGUUGCCAUUAACUCUGGCACUAACAUCACUUUCACCGGUGGAAACUGCUCUGGUGGACAUGGUCUCUCCGUCGGUUCCGUCGGUGGACGCUCUGGCACUGGAGCCAACGAUGUCAGCGAUGUGAAGUUUCUCUCUUCCACCGUUUCAAAUUCCGUCAACGGUGUUCGAAUUAAGACUGUCAGCGGUGCCACGGGCUCUGUCAAAGGCGUCACUUUCCAGGAUAUCACCCUCGCCGGUAUCACCGGGGUUGGUAUUGAUGUCCAACAGGAUUAUCAAAAUGGCAAUCCAACUGGUACACCCACUGCUGGAGUUCCAAUUACUGGAUUGACUGUGAACAAUGUUCAUGGUACUGUUUCUGGUGGUCAGAAUGUUUACAUUCUUUGUGCAAAUUGCUCAGGUUGGACAUGGGAUAAGGUUGCUGUUACAGGUGGAACAGAGAAAAAGACUUGUGAGGGUAUUCCUACAGGAGCUUCUUGCUAA